Molecule: messenger RNA, 4110 nt
Organism: Fraxinus pennsylvanica
Lineage: Eukaryota; Viridiplantae; Streptophyta; Magnoliopsida; Lamiales; Oleaceae
Source: the annotation of a GenBank genome assembly
AUGGCAUUGGGGGAUUUGAUGGCGGCAUCUCGGUUUUCACAGUCAUCGGCGGCCGUUUCGAACCACCUGGUUGAGUUCUCCGCAAAUGGGAAUCACGUGGAGGAGGAUGGAGAGAGGAGCGUGAACAGCAGUAAUAGCAUUGGUAAUACUAAUGCUCGGGAUUUGUCAGAGAUUGCAAGCAGUAGCUAUGCCGUGAUGACCUCGACGACUAGCAUGGCAUACUUGCCACAGAAUGUAGUGUUGUGUGAGUUCCGGCAUGAUGGGUUCGAGGAAUGUGUGCCCUCCGGCCCAUCUGACGGUGGAUUGGUCUCCAAAUGGAGGCCUAAGGAUCGGAUGAAGACGGGAUGUGUUGCUCUUGUUUUAUGUUUAAACACUAGCGUUGAUCCGCCUGAUGUUAUAAAGAUAUCUCCUUGUGCCCGGAUGGAGUGCUGGAUUGAUCCAUUUUCGAUGGCACCUCAAAAGGCAAUUGAUACAAUUGGAAGAACCUUGAAUCAACAGUACGAGAGAUGGCAGCCUAGGGCUCGUUAUAAGAUUUCAUUAGAUCCUACUGUUGAUGACGUCAAGAAACUUUGUACCACAUGUCGCAAAUAUGCAAAAUCUGAGAGAGUUCUGUUUCACUAUAAUGGACAUGGUGUGCCAAAGCCAACUGCUAAUGGUGAAAUUUGGCUAUUUAAUAAGAGUUAUACUCAGUACAUCCCUUUGCCAAUAAGCGAUCUGGAUUCCUGGUUGAAAACACCCUCAAUAUAUGUUUUUGACUGCUCUGCUGCUGGGAUGAUUGUUAAUGCCUUUGUUGAGCUCCAGGACUGGACUGCUUCAAGUUCUGGACCCUCCACGAGGGAUUGUAUUUUGCUGGCAGCCUGUGAAGCUCAUGAGAUACUCCCUCAAAGUGCUGAAUUUCCAGCUGAUGUAUUUACUUCCUGCCUGACAACACCCAUAAAAAUGGCUUUGAGAUGGUUCUGCACUCGCUCGUUGCUUCAUGAGUCCAUUGACUACUCGCUUAUUGAUAAAAUUCCGGGCCGCCAAACAGACCGGAAGACCCUUCUUGGGGAGUUGAACUGGAUUUUCACAGCAGUGACUGACACAAUUGCCUGGAAUGUUCUCCCACAUGAUCUGUUUCAGAGGUUGUUCAGGCAAGACUUGUUAGUUGCCAGUCUUUUUCGAAAUUUUUUGCUCGCAGAAAGAAUAAUGCGCUCCGCAAACUGUUCGCCAAUUUCAUAUCCAGUGUUGCCUCCUACUCAUCAGCAUCACAUGUGGGAUGCAUGGGACAUGGCUGCUGAAAUAUGCCUUUCCCAGCUUCCAACUUUGGUUGAGGACCCUAAUGCAGAGUUCCAGCCAAGUCCAUUCUUUACCGAGCAGUUGACAGCUUUUGAGGUGUGGCUUGAUCAUGGAUCGCAGUAUAAAAAACCACCAGAGCAGUUGCCAAUAGUUCUUCAGGUGUUACUUAGUCAAUGCCAUAGAUUUCGUGCUCUGGUACUUCUUGGUAGAUUUCUUGAUAUGGGGCAUUGGGCAGUGGAUCUGGCCUUAUCAGUGGGGAUAUUUCCUUAUGUCCUAAAGCUUUUGCAAACAACCAAUCCAGAACUGCGGCAAAUACUUGUAUUUAUUUGGACAAAGAUCCUUGCACUAGAUAAGUCUUGCCAGGUUGAUCUUGUGAAGGAUGGUGGACAUACAUAUUUCAUUAGGUUUCUUGAUAGUGUAGAAGCAUAUCCCGAGCAACGUGCAAUGGCUGUAUUUGUUUUGGCAGUCAUUGUAGAUGGUCACAGGCGGGGUCAGGAAGUCUGCAUUGAAGCUGGAUUAGUACACGUUUGCCUGAAGCAUCUCCAGGCUUCAUCUCCUAACGAGGCACAAACUGAACCUCUAUUUCUUCAAUGGCUAUGCUUGUGCUUGGGGAAAAUGUGGGAAGAUUUUGCAGAGGCACAAAUAAUAGGUUUGCAGGCAGAUGCCACUUCUAUUCUUGCAUCUCUACUAUCUGAGCCCCAACCUGAGGUCCGGGCUGCGGUUGUUUUUGCUCUGGGCACUUUACUUGACUUUGGGUUCGACACAUCUAGGGAUAGUCUUGGAGACGAAGAUUGUGAUGAUGAUGAAAAAGUUAGGGUUGAAACUGGUAUUGUUAAGAGCCUCCUAAAUGUUGUUUCUGAUGGAAGCCCAUUGGUGAGGGCCGAAGUUGCUGUAGCUCUGUCACGUUUCGCCUUUGGCCACAACAAACACCUAAAGUCAGUCGCUGCUGCAUACUGGAAGCCUCAGUCUGGCUCUGUACUCACGUCCUUUCCUUCUUUUGCUGUGAAGGGUUCUGGGAGUGGUUAUUCAACUCCUACCCACAUCAUCCCACAUGGAAAUAUACCGUCUCCAGUUGGUCCAUUGUUGAGAGUUGGGAAUGACAGUCAGUCAGUAGCUCGUGAUGGGAGAGUUUCCACCAGCAGCCCUCUUGCUUCUGCUGGAAUAAUGCAUGGAUCUCCUCUUUCUGACGAUUCAUCUCAGCAUUCUGAUUCUGGCAUGCUGAAUGUUGAUUCAGUUGUUAACCAUACAAGAUCUAGGCCACUAGACAGUGAAUUGUAUUCACAAUGUGUAUUGGCUAUGUGUACUCUGGCAAAGGAUCCAUCACCACGUGUUUCAAGCCUUGGGCGACGAGUGUUAUCUAUCAUUGGCAUUGAGCAAGUUUUUGCAAAAUCCACAAAGUCCGCUGGUAGAAGUGGUCGGCCUGGUGAAUCAACUACUAAUCCAAACUCUAAUGUAGCUGGACUAGCUCGUUCAUCUUCUUGGCUUGAAUUGAAUGGAGGACAUUUGUCCCUGACAUUUAGAACUCCUCCAGUCAGUCCUCCUAGAUCGAACUUUUUGACAGGAAUAAGAAGAGUGUGCUCCUUAGAAUUCAGGCCACAUCUGAUGAAUUCUCCUGACUCGGGGUUAGCCGAUCCACUUUUAGGUUCUGCUGGACCAUCUGGAGUUUCAGAACGAAGUUUUCUUCCUCAAUCAACCAUCUAUAAUUGGAGUUGUGGUCACUUUUCAAAGCCACUUCUUACUGUAGCGGAUGAUAGUGAAGAUAUAAUUGCUAGAAGAGAACAGAGGGAAAAACUGGCCCUGGACCAUAUAGUGAAAUGCCAACACUCUUCUGUGAGCAAACUUAAUAAUCAAAUUGCCAGUUGGGAUACAAAAUUUGAGACUGGCACUAAGACUGCGUUGCUGCAGCCAUUCUCACCUGUUGUGAUUGCGUCAGAUGAGAACGAAAGGAUUAGGGUAUGGAAUUAUGAGGAAGCUACUUUGCUUAACAGCUUCGAUAACCAUGAUUACCCUGACAAAGGAGUUUCAAAAUUAUGUCUUCUAAAUGAGCUUGAUGAAAGCCUGCUUCUUAUUGCUUCGAAUGAUGGAAAUGUCCGAAUCUGGAAAGACUAUACGUCAAAAGGACAGCAGAAAUUAGUUACUGCAUUCCCUUCAAUUCAGGGUCACAGACCUGGAGUACGCAGUGUGAAUGCUGUUGUUGAUUGGCAGCAGCAGUCUGGAUAUCUUUUUGCUUCGGGGGAGAUUUCGUCUAUUAUGGCUUGGGAUCUGGAGAAAGAGCAACUUGUAAAUACCAUUCCAUCAACCUCAGAUUGCAGUAUCUCAGCAUUGUCUGCUUCUCAAGUUCAUGGAGGUCAAUUUGCCGCUGGUUAUGUGGAUGGAUAUGUCAGAUUAUUUGACAUUCGCACACCUGAAAUGCUUGUCAGUGCUACCCAACUACACAAGCAACGAGUAGAAAGAGUUGUGGGGAUUGGCUUCCAACCUGGACUUGAACCGGCAAAGAUCGUUAGUGCAUCGCCUGCUGGUGAUAUCCAGUUUCUCGAUUUAAGACGUGGCAAGGAUGCAUACCUUACAAUUGAUGCUCAUAGAGGAUCUCUUACAGCUUUAGCUGUUCAUCGGCAUGCACCCCUUGUAGCAAGUGGCUCAGCUAAGCAACUUAUCAAAGUCUUCAAUUUGGAGGGCGAGCAAUUAGGUACCAUUCGGUAUUACCCCACUUUCAUGGCCCAAAAGAUAGGAUCGGUUAGCUGUCUUACGUUCCAUCCCUAUCAAGUGCUGCUUGCUGCUGGAGCUGCAGAUGCCUGCGUUUCGAUCUAUGCAGACGAGAUCUCUCCAUCGAGAUAA